Messenger RNA from Enterobius vermicularis (human pinworm), 506 nucleotides. The record is from the annotation of a GenBank genome assembly. Lineage: Eukaryota; Metazoa; Nematoda; Chromadorea; Rhabditida; Oxyuridae.
AUGCUUAGGGCGCUUCUCACACGAAUGGUUAUUGCCGACCACAUUGACGCGGAGAUGACUUCAAGGGAGGCUAGGGAAAAGGUAGAGGACGAAUUAAAUCGUAACGGAGUCGAAAUCAGAGACAUUUUUGUGAUUCGAGGGAAAUCUUACCGUCCGGAAUCUCCUGAACGUAGAAAGGAGUUUGCUGACCGCAUAACUAAAUAUUUAAAAAAGGCCAUGGGAAGACAGAAUUUGAUUUAUGGGAGAUCUGAAAUUGAUGGCUACUCUUUGAAUGAGGAAAAUGGCUCACCUGCCCUACCGUUUACAGUCAACGUGUUACCUGUGACGGAUGCGCGCGAUUAUGAAAUGAUGGCUGAAGUUGUGUUUGAUUCCUUCGAAAAUUUCGACAGAAUAACAGCCGUUUUUGUUAAUGAAAUGACCAAUCAUAUUCCGCUUUCGAUGGGGCUUGAUAACAACAAGCGUACUGUUAGUUUCCAUUUAAAACUUUUUUUGCAUCCUCACUGAUU